CACGAGUGAAGCUCCGACUGACGCUGUCCACUGUUCCCACAGAUGCUGUGUAUGAAUGUCUCCUAAAAACUGAGAGGAGUGCACUCUUUCUUUGGAGAUGGAGUCCCAGAAUUCAAACCUGAUCUGUGCCAUAUGCCUGGAGCGUUUCCGAAUCCCAGUAACCAUCCCCUGUGGACACACCUUCUGUCAAACAUGCAUUACAAUUCACUGGGACACCAAGAGCAAGUGUGACAUUGGACCUCAGUGCCCCAUCUGCAAUGAAAAGUUCCCCACCAGGCCCAUCCUCAAGCGUAAUGUGUCCCUGUCGGUCCUGACUGAGGCUGCGAACAGCACAGGGCCCUCCAGUAGAGAGUGUCUCAUGAGGGGAAGCGAAGGGGCCAGAGCCAUGUUGCUUUGUGAUCGCCAUAAAAAGCCUCUGGUUUACUACUGCAGGCAGGACCGAAUGUCUGUGUGCUGCGAGUGUGGCAUCUCUGAAUGCCUGAACCAUGAGAAGGUCUUGUUGGAGGUGGAAAGGGACUAUCAAGAGAUGAUGCUAGAAAGGAAGAAUAAGGAGGUGGUGAAACUCAUGGAAGAAACAGAAAAGAGUAUAAAGGAGCUGGCUGACAAUAUCAGUCAAGCCAAGGUCACUCUCCAGCAGACCUCUGCCUGGGUGAAUGUCAAGUUUUCCAGCCUGAUAAAGAUCCUGGCUGAGAAGCAGGAGGCCACAGAGCUCUUUAUGGAGGAGCAGAAAGAAGCUGCGAUCACAGAGGCGGAGGCACGGCUGGCUGAACUGGAGAGACGCUCCCAGAUCCUCCGGGAGAGUCAGGGACAGAUAGCAACAGUACAAACCCUCGCUGACACGGAGCUCAUUAAGGAAUCAAUGCUCAUAGAAGUCCCCCGUUUUGAGGAUAUACCCACAAAUGUAACGCCAAACCUUCCAGAUCGAUUAAACGGGGUCACAGAUGUCCUGUCCAGAGUCUCCAAGCUGGUGUCUGAGGAUCUGGAAAAAGCUGUGAGCACAGCUGUGGGUCACGACAAAGAUGGUUCUCCUCAGGAUAAGAGGCCGAUCCUAGCCGUGGUUCCAAGUCCAGCUGCUCCAUGCCACCCUGGUGGAAAGGAGGGCCUCAGUGCUUAUCGAUGUGCGUUGACCUUCGACCCUCGCACUGCCAACGGGCACCUGUUCCUGUCGCAGGAGAACCGGAGGGCCGAGCACCUGACCUCCGGGCCACGCCCUGUCCCAGGAAACCCUUCCCGCUUCGAUCACACCUGGCAGGUUCUCUGCUUUCAGGGCUUCACCCACGGACAGCACUACUGGGAACUGGAGGUGUCUAAGCCCUGGGCCUACCUUGGGGUAACCUAUGAGACCAUCCCCAGGAAGGAGAAGGGCAAGAGGUGCAUGGUGGGUAUGAAUGAACUGUCCUGGAGCCUACAGCUGGACGAGCAUCAGCUCAGCGCCUGGCACAACGGCCGAAGGGAGACUCUGGCCAGCCAGCCCCGGCACAGCCGCAUCGGCAUGCUGCUGGACUACGAGGCCGGGACGCUCACGUACUACGGGGACGGGCAAACCAGGCUACACGCCUUCCACUGUGCCUUCACCCAGGAGCUGUUCCCUGCCUGCUGGAUAGGAGAGGGCGUCAGCAUCACCCUCUGCUCCACAUGAGCCAAGGCAAGGAGAGGAAAGGGAGCUGAGAAAUAAGAGCACUAUCAUACACAGGCACUAGCUGACUCAACUUAGAAAAUAUCCCUUUAACAUUAAGGAGGUUUUUUUCUUUCUGCCUUCCUGCUGAAGGGCUUUUCUCUCCCAAACAGACCUUCUAUCUUAAACCAAUUCACAGCUUUACUGACCACGUGAAAGAGUAGCAAACUUGUUCUGAAGGCAAUUAGCAUCUUACAAAGAUGCAUCAAUAAUUCAGUCAAAUAAUUGCCAAAUAUUAUGACUAUCAAUGAAGGUAUUGCCAUUUUUCUCAAGCAAACAUGUUGGAAACAUGCUGUCUCCAGCUUCCUUCAAGGAGGUAUUUGUAGCAUUUAUGUGCCCUUUAAGACAGGAUAUGAUGAGCAUUGGACUUUUAGUUAUUUAAAACAAGCAAUUCAGAAACUUUGCUAGCUCUAGGAAUUAGCAAAAAGCAUUUUCUCAUUUUUUACUAACAUUUUAGUAAACAAUCAGAAUGUUUCUAAAGGAAGCCACAGCUUCAUUUUAUGUUCUGUUCUUCAAUUAUUUAUAAACCACAUUAGUUUUAAGAUCAAUCAUGCUUUCACUGAUAUAACGGCCAUUUUCUUCAACAAGUAUGUCAGUUUAUUGUGCUUUUACUUUACCUACACUCAUUUGGGAGUCCCUGUGUUCUUUCAUAGCAGUAAGCAGGUAUUAAUGGAGGACUUUGAGACUAACUAUGACAUGGUAGGGUUUAAUUACAAGAGGCACAAAGGACUUUCUUAGCUGUUCGGUUAGCACUGUGUUAGUUUAAGAAUAACACGUUAUUUCUACCCUGAAAACUUUUGUAUUUUUUUCCUGAAGUGUUCUUGAUGCAUUGUGUGUGGCACAAACACUCCUUCUGCCAACUCGUGUUGCACAUUAAAUUUGACCUGCAACAAAGUGUUCACUCCCUUAGAUGUUUCACCCUUUUUAUUGAAUUUCUAUAAUUAACCAUGGUCAGAAUCAUUUGGCUUUUUGACACAAAAAUUUUACUAAAAAUCCUCUUUAAUGUCAAAGUGAAAACAGAUUUCUACCAAGUAAUGUCAAUUAAAUAAAAAUAUGUAAUGUAGA
Messenger RNA from Cheilinus undulatus (humphead wrasse), 2740 nucleotides. RefSeq names its product tripartite motif containing 65 (gene trim65). The transcript has 8 exons. The coding region runs from base 98 to 1639 and encodes 513 amino acids. NCBI's taxonomy places the organism in Eukaryota, Metazoa, Chordata, Actinopteri, Labriformes, Labridae. The record is from RefSeq and is a predicted model, not a curated record. Gene Ontology annotation, molecular function: protein binding; zinc ion binding.